Messenger RNA from Gekko japonicus, 1314 nucleotides. Its product is annotated as tripartite motif-containing protein 7-like. The transcript has 8 exons. The annotation marks the transcript as partial. Gene Ontology annotation, molecular function: zinc ion binding; protein binding. Lineage: Eukaryota; Metazoa; Chordata; Lepidosauria; Squamata; Gekkonidae. The record is from RefSeq and is a predicted model, not a curated record.
AUGGCGGAAAAAGUGAAGGGGGGAGACGGAGAGGGGCGACUCUGCGAGAAGCACCAGGAGCCACUGGAACUCUUCUGCAAGGACGACGAAGCCCCCCUCUGCGUAGUCUGCGGCAGAUCCAAGGAGCACAAAGGCCACGAGGUGGUUCCUUUGGAGGAUAAGACACCCCUGGAAACUGGAAAGGGGAGCAUUUGUGAGAAACAUCAGAAGCCCCUGAAACUCUUCUGCAAGAACGAUGAGGCCCUCAUCUGUGCAGCGUGUGACAGUUCCACAGAGCAUAAAUACCAUGACGUGAUUCCUGCUUUUUUGGCGUCCCAGGAGUAUAAGGAGGAGAUCAGUCACUGCCUGGGGAUUCUGAAGGAGGAGAAGAAAAAACUGACGGCGUGUAAAGGAGACAUAAUGAAGGAGAGCCAAGAACUUCUUAAGCAAACCAAAGCGGAGAAGCAAAAAGCUGCAAUCAAGUUCAGGGAACUACACAAGUUCCUGGAAGAACAAGCAAAACUUCUGCUAGGCAACAUGGAAGAGUUGGAGAAAGAGGUGGCGAGAAAAAGAGAUGGGCUCGUGGCUUACAUGGCCAAACUGACUGAGGAAAUGUCCUCAUUUGAGAACGUCAUCCAGAAGAUGGAGGGGAAGUGUCAGCAGCUGGACUGUGAACUCCUGCAGGAUAUCAGAAGCGCCUUGCAGAGGUAUGAGGAGAAGGAGAAACUUGAGGAGCCAGUUUUACCUCUUGAACUGAAGUGGGUCUUCUGGGACUUCUGUGAUAUAAACACCUUUCUUGAGGGUGUCUUUAAGAAGUUCAAAGACACUGUGAUCGCUGGGCUUCAGCCGCAGAAAGCAAAUGUGAUUCUGGAUCCAGACACAGCUUAUCCAUGGCUCAUCAUCUCCGAGGAUCGUAAAAGCAUGAAAUGGGGAACCAAGUAUGAAGCUCUGCCCCCAAAUCCCGAGAGGUUCCAGGAGAUGGCUUUUGUGCUGGGAUGGGAGGGGUUCACAGCAGGCCGGCAUUUCUGGGAGGUCAUUGUGAAAAGCUAUGAUGAUGAAUGGGGUGUGGGAGUUGCCAGAAAGUCAGUGAACAGAAAGGCCUGGAUAAACGUUUCUCCUGAGGAAGGGAUAUGGACUAUGAAGAAGACCAAGGGGUACAUAGCUGCUGUUGGAGCAUCCCGGAAUCUGCCUCAGAGUGGGGAGCUCAAGAGGAUCCGAGUCCUUCUCAACUACGAAGGGGGGCAAGUGGCCUUUUUCGAUGCCGACCGAGCAGCUCCUCUCUGCGCUUUCUCGGGUGCCUCCUUCUCUGGAGAGGCCCUCCACCCCUUGUUUUGG